AUGGCUCAUAGGAUACCGCCGACCGAUCGAACGCAAGGGGUGCGGCCACCGAUCCAACCACCCCACUGGAAUCAGUCCGCCAGUGGGCCAACACAAGGUCCCAAAUGGUGGCCUGGCAUCUUGAAGGACGGAGACAUCUCGGGAACGGGGAAAAAGCCCCUAAGUCUGUGGGACCACCGCGCAAACGCAGUCAAGGACGCGUUUGUGUACGCAUACGAAAACUAUCUGAAGUAUGCCGAAGGAUACGAUGAACUUCUUCCACGCACUGCAGGCAAAGUCAACAACUUUGUUGGCUGGGGGACAACGGUGCACGACUCGCUGGACACCAUGUGGAUCAUGGGACUUCAUGAUAUGUUCCGCAGAGAGCUUAUUUCCGUGGCUAAGACUCGCUUUCAUUUGACCCAGGUCUGUAAAUUCCUUCGUACUUCUGGCAGAUCUUUGACCCAAGCAACGCAGGAUAAAUAUGCGCCAUUCUUCGAAACCAUCAUCCGGCACCUCGGAGGUCUGCUAUCAGCGUAUGCACUCUCUGGAGAGCCCAUCCUUCUUACCCGGGCUGAUGAUCUGGGGAGGAUGCUCCUGCCUGCUUUCGACUCCCCGUCCGGAUUGCCGUGGUACGCCGUGAAUACAAUCAGUGGGAACACCAAGGCAGGAUGGUCACCGAGUGUCCUGUGGGCCGAAGCUAUGAGCAACCAAAUGGAGUACAAAUACCUUGCUCACCUCACGGGACGUGAAGAAUACUUCAAUCGGACUGAACGAAUCAUGAAGUUGAUGCACGAAGCACCGCUGAAUGAAGGCUUAUUCCCUUCCAUGUGGGACCAACACAACGGCGCACCUACUAAUCAGCAAUUCACAGUGGGAGCUUAUGCUGACAGUGCCUAUGAAUAUUUACUCAAGCAAUGGCUGCUUACAAGCCAUUCAGAACCUAAAGCCCUCGAGCUAUACUUAAGUUCAGCAAAGGGAAUCAUUAACAACCUCCUCCAUCUCACACCAAACCGAGAACUACUCUACGUAACGGACGCCGUUGGAACAGACUACGCUCCCUCUCGCACUCUCGAACACCUGUCUUGCUUUCUACCUGGUCUCUUCGCUUUGGGCGUCCACACACUGCCCGAGUCGCAACUGACCGGGGAAGAGAGAGAACUUCAUCUCUGGGCAGCCGAGGGCCUUGCUGAAACGUGUUGGGCCACGUAUGCCGAUACCAAGACCGGUCUAGGUCCGGAUGAAGUCGCGAUGGCACCUUGGCCCUCACCGCCAGAAGGUCAAACCAAUAUCGGGAGUCGGUGGAAAGAUCAUCUUGACAAGUGGGAGAAGGCGGGUAGGCCAGGUGGAAAGCCGCCUGGGACAAGGGUCGUAACGCCUGAAUCGGAUCCUACCAAGCGCGACUGGCUUACCCAGAAGGACACGUACCUUUUGAGACCCGAGACCGUUGAGAGCUUCUACGUUUUGUGGAAGGCAACCGGCCAGGUUCGAUGGAGGGAGCGAGGAUGGGCUGUCUUCCAAUCCAUCGAGAAGCAUGCGAAAACCAAGUAUGGGUAUGCGAGUGUGGUGAACGUUGAUCAAGUCCCACCAGAUUGGAAGGAUGAGAUGCCGAGCUACUUCCUCGCCGAGACAUUGAAAUACCUCUACCUCCUGUUCAGCGAGGAAGACCUAAUACCCUUCGAAUACUUUGUGUUUAACACCGAAGCGCAUCCCUUCCCUAUAUUCGAAUGGUCGAACUGGGAGAAGGAAGAGUGGGGAAUCGGCACACACGCUGCCCCUUCACCUCAGCGGACAGCAUGA
This is a messenger RNA of Coprinopsis cinerea okayama7#130, 1779 nucleotides long. Its product is annotated as mannosyl-oligosaccharide alpha-1,2-mannosidase. Gene Ontology annotation, biological process: N-glycan processing; carbohydrate metabolic process. Gene Ontology annotation, cellular component: endoplasmic reticulum; membrane. Gene Ontology annotation, molecular function: mannosyl-oligosaccharide 1,2-alpha-mannosidase activity; calcium ion binding. The coding region runs from base 1 to 1779 and encodes 592 amino acids. NCBI's taxonomy places the organism in Eukaryota, Fungi, Basidiomycota, Agaricomycetes, Agaricales, Psathyrellaceae. The transcript is spliced from 10 exons. The record is from RefSeq and is a predicted model, not a curated record.